AGCAGGAAUCGCUCCUCGCAAUGCUGAAUAGAUCCACCAAUCAACCGAUUUCACAAGCCAGCGCGUAAGCGAGCCCCCUGAUCCGAAGAUAGCUACGCCACUCAAAGACUCGGACUACCCGCCGACAUGCUUCGAUGUUGCCUCAACUCUUAGAACUCAUGAUUUCUAUACUCACUUAACUCGACAAUAUGCCUACGUACCAACCAAUAGCUGCAAUGCAAGGCAAAAUCUGCUUGCUUACAGACUGAUCUCGCUGAUUUAUUACAGCCUUGGUAUAUUUUUCGCCCCCAACAAACAUAGCCGCCACGAAGCUUGUGUGGCUGUGUUUAAUCGGAAAUGGAAAUGCCAAUAGAAGGCUGCCCCCAUCCGUAAUCAAUACAUCUCACCAUGUUAUCCAUAUAUGAUUUUAGACACGUUCUUGCCAAUGCAGAGUAGAGACGUGAUAGAUGGAGCUAUGGAAAGUCUAAGAUGUCCAGGCAACCUCUGCGCCCGCUUCGCACCCCCGAUAUUUGACAAAAGCGAGAGGGGGGAUAUAGACAGCGUGCUGCACGAUUUCUGCGAGAACUGCUCUUUGCAAGCUGAACAGGAACCUCUUUGCAACUUCUGCAGUCAUAUUCGACUCCGUCAUCUUGCGAUAUGCCUGCGCCAAAGACUCACCGGCCUCUUGGUUCACCUCAAUUCACCCAAAAAUAGCAAUGCGAUAUCGAGGAUUAUGUCAAAUACGGGAUGUGCAUUAUGCAGUCUUUUGGCCAACGCCAUACACUCAUACUGUAUAAUGUCUCAAAAGCGUGAAGAGGAUGUGCGAGCAAACACAGCUGUGACUUUAUGGCUGGCACAGGAGUACGGGAGUUUUAGGCUUAUAUUGAACCUUGAUACGGUCGAUGGACACGAGGAAAUGGAGAUCGCUUGCCGCGAACCUUCAAAGGAGUGGGUUCCAUAUAUCAGACCAUAUGUUAGUUGGCCUAUCGUCCAACAAUGGAUCCAUCGGUGCACCGAUGAUCAUCACUGCGUGAGAUUGGAGCAUUCAACAGUGCCGCAAGGCUUUCGACUCAUUGAUGUGGACAAGCAGAGACUUGUUUCUGACUUUCUACCUGACUCCGAACUCGGCUAUGACAUCAAAUUUGUUGCCCUCAGUUAUGUAUGGGGAAAGCCAGAUACAUCAAGAAUUAACGCCUUGCUGCGUUCCAACAAGCAUGAGCUGACGGCCCCCGGCGGGCUGGGGAAGCUUAGCUUACCGAAGGCAAUUAAAGAUGCCAUCACCGUAUGUCGGCAACUAAAUCAGCGCUUCCUUUGGGUAGAUCGGCUCUGCAUUCAACAGGAUGAUAACGGGCCUGAAAAGCAGGCACAAAUCAACGCCAUGGGGAAAAUAUACUCAUCGGCUGAAUUUACCAUCAUACAUGCGAGCGGGAUUAACAUGGAUGAUCCGAUUGCAGGUGUCACAACUACCCGCGAGGUCUUCCAGUCCAGGACUGUUGUGUGUGGGGUUGAAUUGAUAUCAGGAUAUCCAGACAUCAAAGUGCCUUUGGAGGUGUCUAGAUGGAAUGAACGAGGUUGGACAUACCAGGAAGCAACCCUGUCUCGAAGAAAGCUCUUCUUUACUCCUUUCGAGCUUUGGUUUGAAUGUAGCGACAGUGACGCUCCGUACCAGCGAGAAGAUCAGUGUUCGAGACCAACGUUUGGCCGGCAUUUUAGCCACUUGAGUAAACAAGGCAUGAUAGAUCAUGGAAUUGAUGGCUUUAUUGAUGACACAGCUAAAUUCGACGACUUUGUCCGCCACCUAGAGUCAUACACAGCGAAGUCUCUCACCCACCAAUCUGAUAUCCUGGAUGCUUUCCUGGGCAUCCUCACGGAGCUCUAUGAAGGCGAUCUAAGCAUUUACGGACUCCCAGAAGCUGAUUUUGAUCAAGCCCUGCUUUGGUAUUGCAAGAUCAGGCGGAGGCCGACAGUCGUUGCCCUCGGCUUUCCUUCGUGGUCAUGGACGUCAGUAAUUGGGACAGUCACAAAUCCAAUCAUUUAUCUAGGCCUCAACGGGUUCCUAGGAACGCUUGUUCAAUGGUAUUACCAGGAUCGAAAUGGAGAGCUGAAAAGGGUCAAAUCUAAAAACAGUCUUCAUCCUGGGUUAAAUUUGGACUCCAGAGCCCAGACCCUUCUUCUUGUUGCGUGGUUGAAAGGAUGUGUUGAGCCUACAGUUCCGGAAGACGUGAAGCAGGAACUCGAGAAAUGUUCUACUUCCUGUGAAUCUAGCGAUUGGACCAACCUUCGCUUGACUGAGAGAAUCUGGGCACAUACAGAGAGGCCCGAAGGCUGUGCCACGUGCCAAUCGCAGAUCGCACAGCGUUGGCCCUGUCUUGAGGCUAUCUGGAAGGACAUAGAAAGAACUCGGUGCUCUGCAUUUGAGGAUACACAGUAUUUCACGACUGGCUCCCAAGAGGAGGACCGACAGUUAAUUGCGCAGCUACAUCCCGGGAUUUUGUUGACUCGUGCACAAACCACAUGUUUAAAAGCGUCUAUUACACAAGGCUCUAAGAUUGGCAAGAUGUACCUCACUGAUUCAGGGGGUCGAAGAAUAGGGGAGGUUCAGCCCGAAUCAGAACUCGCGGGUAAUACCAAGUCAGAAGAAGCAUUACACGCGGCUUCUUUUGAGUGUAUGGGUAUAUCGUUGUUUUCAUCUUUUUCUGUCGACAAGGAGAGAACGCAGCCGGCGGUAAAUGUGUUGUUUAUUCACCGUGAGGAGGGAUCUCUGUUUUGGCGACGCAUUGCUGUCGGCUGGCUUUACCUAGUAGACUGGAUCAAGGCGGACCCUGUAUUCAAGACGAUCGGUCUCGAGUGAUAGCAAGGAAAUGCUUGCUGUAUGUGGCUGAUAGAGGCGAGUCUUGGAAUCGUCCUAGAAACAUCCUUUGGCGGCAGACUCAUCGCAGUCGACCUGGCCCGGGUGUAUAUGCUCACUGGGCAGGCUAAGAGAAGUAAGAGAAAGGUAGGACUACAUAGGAUAGCUUUCUCGUCAAACCCUUUCUGAGAAUGAACUGAGGAGCCGGGUAAGGGGAUGAAUUUUGAAUGUAUCCUAUUGAGGACUGCGAAAGCUAUGUGACCAUAUAACCAAUCAAAUUUAUAAUGUUUCGUACUUGAUAUCUAAUUAGUAGCGACAGCAAGCGUGUAUCACUACCUGGGCUGUGCGUAAGUAGAUUCCAAGCAAGUUUUGUUUACUCGAAAGUUAGCAAUCUAGAGGCAGCGUAGAAUGUAGGAUCGAGAUAAAACUGGCUCAUCAAGGCCAGUGUCAGACAGGUUGGUCCCAGAGUGAGUAGAAGGUCAGUCACAGUCAAGUAGGUAGGUAGAAGGGAUAAUAUAGGCGUCA
This is a messenger RNA of Xylaria bambusicola, 3352 nucleotides long. Its product is annotated as HET-domain-containing protein. The transcript has a single exon. The record is from RefSeq and is a predicted model, not a curated record. The coding region runs from base 401 to 2830 and encodes 809 amino acids. NCBI's taxonomy places the organism in Eukaryota, Fungi, Ascomycota, Sordariomycetes, Xylariales, Xylariaceae.